Messenger RNA from Durio zibethinus, 3223 nucleotides. Its product is annotated as 1,4-alpha-glucan-branching enzyme 1, chloroplastic/amyloplastic-like. Gene Ontology annotation, biological process: glycogen biosynthetic process; starch metabolic process. Gene Ontology annotation, cellular component: cytoplasm. NCBI's taxonomy places the organism in Eukaryota, Viridiplantae, Streptophyta, Magnoliopsida, Malvales, Malvaceae. The record is from RefSeq and is a predicted model, not a curated record. Gene Ontology annotation, molecular function: hydrolase activity, hydrolyzing O-glycosyl compounds; cation binding; 1,4-alpha-glucan branching enzyme activity.
UCAUUUCCUUCAAAAUAAAAAAAAUCAAAAUGAAAAUCUAACCUUGAUUUUUUUUCUUUUCUCGCUCACUCACCUUCUCUCGGUGGCCUUUGGAUAUCUGAUUGGCAAAAUCUUCUCUUCUCUCUCUAAUUCGCUCUCCUUUUGGAUCUAUCUUUGAUAAAUUUUCUCACCUUUUCUUGCUUUCCAAACAGAAAGAAAAAAAAAGUGGAAAAUAAAUAAUGGUUUACAGUGCAUCUGGUUUACGGUUACCUUGUGUUCCUUCAGUCUACAGGUUCUGUCAGUCAAGCUUCAAUGGCGCUCGUAGGACUAGCAGUUUCUCUCUUUUGUUGAAGAAUGAUCAAUUUUCUCGGAAGAUCUUUGCGCAAAAGUCUUCUUAUGAUUCAGACUCCUCAUACUUAACUGUUGCUGCAUCCAAGAAAGUACUUGUUCCCGGUGGUCAGGGUGAUGCUUCUUCAUCCUUGACAGAUCAAUUGGAAGGUCCUAGCACUAUUUCAGAUGAUCCAAAGGUAAUUCAUGAUGUAGAUAGUGAAGAAAUGAAAGAUAAUGAGAAGGUUGAGGUUGAGGAACAAGAAUCUGUUCCAUAUGCCCUUGCAAAUAAUGAUGAAGAAUUUCAUGCUAAGGAGCCACCUAUCCCUUUACAUAGGAAAGUAAGUACUGCUAAAAGUGAAGCAAAACCAAGAUCCAUUCCCCCUCCUGGUGCAGGAAAGAGAAUAUAUGAAAUAGAUCCAACGUUGUUGGGUUUCCGUGAACAUAUUGAUUACCGGUAUGCACGAUACAAAAGAAUGCGUGAGGAAAUUGACAAGUAUGAAGGUGGUUUGGAGGCAUUUUCUCGUGGCUAUGAGAAGUUUGGCUUCACACACAGCGAGAAAGGAAUAACUUAUAGAGAGUGGGCACCGGGAGCUAAGUCAGCAGCACUGAUUGGAGAUUUUAACAAUUGGAACCCUAAUGCAGAUAUUAUGACCCGGAAUGAGUUUGGUAUCUGGGAGAUCUUUUUGCCUAAUAAUGUUGAUGGUUCACCACCAAUUCUGCAUGGUUCUCGAGUGAAGAUUCAUAUGGAAACUCCAUCUGGGAUUAAGGACUCCAUUCCUGCAUGGAUCAAGUUCUCUGUUCAAGCACCUGGUGAAAUCCCAUACAAUGGAAUAUACUAUGAUCCACCAGAAGAGGAAAAGUAUGUAUUCAAACACCGCCAACCAAAAAGACCAAAAUCUCUUAGAAUUUAUGAGUCACAUGUUGGAAUGAGUAGCAUGGAGCCAAUAAUUAACACGUAUGCCAACUUUAGAGAUGAUGUUCUUCCCCGCAUAAAAAGACUUGGAUAUAAUGCUGUUCAGAUCAUGGCUAUUCAAGAGCACUCAUAUUAUGCAAGCUUUGGGUAUCAUGUGACCAAUUUCUUUGCACCAAGCAGCCGCUUUGGAACCCCUGAUGAUCUUAAGUCACUGAUAGAUAGGGCUCAUGAGUUGGGUCUACUUGUUCUUAUGGAUAUUGUGCACAGCCAUGCAUCUAAUAAUGUGUUAGAUGGAUUGAACAUGUUUGAUGGAACUGAUGCUCAUUACUUCCACUCGGGGUCAAAGGGUCACCACUGGAUGUGGGACUCUCGCCUUUUUAACUAUGGAAGCUGGGAAGUGCUAAGGUUUCUUCUUUCAAAUGCAAGAUGGUGGCUGGAAGAAUAUAAGUUUGAUGGGUUUAGAUUUGAUGGUGUGACUUCAAUGAUGUAUACCCAUCAUGGGUUGCAGGUAACAUUUACUGGAAAUUACAAUGAGUACUUCGGAUAUGCAACUGAUGUAGAUGCUGUUGUUUACCUGAUGCUGGUUAAUGAUAUGAUUCAUGGGCUCUAUCCUGAGGCUGUUACCAUUGGUGAAGAUGUGAGUGGAAUGCCAACAUUCUGCCUUCCUGUCCAAGAUGGUGGUGUGGGAUUUGAUUACCGUCUGCAAAUGGCCAUUGCUGAUAAAUGGAUCGAGCUUCUCAAGAAGAGGGAUGAAGACUGGAAAAUUGGGGAUAUUAUUCACACGCUUACCAAUAGGAGGUGGUUGGAAAAGUGUGUGGCUUAUGCUGAAAGUCAUGACCAAGCUCUAGUUGGUGACAAAACAAUAGCCUUCUGGUUGAUGGAUAAGGAUAUGUAUGAAUUUAUGGCUCUAGAUAGACCUAGUACUGCACUUAUAGAUCGUGGGAUAGCAUUACACAAAAUGAUUAGGCUUAUCACCAUGGGACUAGGUGGAGAAGGAUAUUUGAAUUUCAUGGGAAAUGAAUUUGGACAUCCUGAGUGGAUUGAUUUUCCAAGGGGUGAUCAGUGUCUUCCUAAUGGCAUGGUAAUUCCAGGGAAUGGUAACAGUUAUGAUAAAUGUCGACGCAGGUUUGAUCUUGGGGAUGCAGACUAUCUGAGGUAUCGUGGGAUGCAGGAAUUUGAUCAGGCAAUGCAGCAUCUCGAAGCAAAGUAUGGUUUCAUGACUUCUGAGCACCAAUAUAUAUCACGGAAGAAUGAAGGAGAUAGGAUGAUUGUCUUUGAAAGAGGCAACCUGGUUUUCGUGUUCAACUUUCACUGGAAUAAAAGCUAUUUUGACUACCGAGUGGGCUGCUUAAAGCCAGGAAAGUACAAGAUUGUAUUGGAUUCAGAUGAUCCAUUAUUUGGAGGCUUCAAUAGGCUUGACCAUAAUGCCGAGUACUUCAGCGCUGAGGGAUGGUAUGAUGACCGGCCUCGUUCCUUCUUGGUGUAUGCACCAAGUAGAACAGCAGUUGUUUAUGCACUAGUAGAAGAUGAAUCCAAACCAGUUGGCAAAUCAGAACCUGUGGAAAAUUUUGAAACCGUUGAAGAAGCAGAACCUGUGGAAGAAUCAGAACCUUUAGACUGCUAAACUUUUCUCUAUCACAGAAUCUCGUGAUAUUGGAGUGGCUUAAAAUUGUCUUCUGGAGUGGCCGCCCCCACUUGAUACGGUAUUUUUGGUUUACAAACUACACAAUAUAUAAUUCCAUCAUGGCGAGUUUCACUGCCCUGGAGAUGAACCUAUCACCGAUAAAACCUCCGAUACUGAUGCCCGGGCAUAUCAAGCAAAAUCCGGAGCUGUAGAAGGUAAUUCUUUCAUGAGCAAUAAAGCCAAUUUUCUAUCAAAACAAUAUUUCCGUGGCUUCUGUAAAUGUUUCGCGCUCUGUUAUCUUUCAAGCUAUAUAAAGUGCUGAUGUCGGUUAAACAUGCCAUUUACAUCAAUGUGAGGUUUCCCCCGAAUUCGUACAA